Messenger RNA from Magallana angulata, 1268 nucleotides. Its product is annotated as 5-hydroxytryptamine receptor 1A-beta-like. Gene Ontology annotation, cellular component: membrane. Gene Ontology annotation, molecular function: G protein-coupled peptide receptor activity. The record is from RefSeq and is a predicted model, not a curated record. Gene Ontology annotation, biological process: neuropeptide signaling pathway. The transcript has a single exon. NCBI's taxonomy places the organism in Eukaryota, Metazoa, Mollusca, Bivalvia, Ostreida, Ostreidae. Bases 18 to 1268 code for a protein of 416 amino acids.
AGAAAAAUUUUAAGAAGAUGGACAACGAUACAAACUAUCAGUUACAAUAUGUGAACAGAUUUUCAGACAUUGCUCUCAGCAGCACCAUUCUCAUCAUUAUCGGUGCCGUGAUUGGAGUCAUAGGAAACACAGCCAUCAUAUUUUUCUACUUCUUCCGGAUUAAGGAGAGAGGCGAGCGAUACUUCAUUCCUCUGCUUGGUGUGGUAGAUCUACUAGGAUGCCUUACCAGCCCACCUUAUUACAUAAUGGAUAAUGAGUACAUGUAUAACUACCCCAGUACAGCUGCUUGUCGAGUUCUAUCAUCUCUACAGAUUUGUGUUCCUGGAAUAUCAGCACAUACACUCCUCCUCAUAUCAAUUCAAAGGUAUCUUCUAGUCUGCAAACCGUUUGGACCAAAAAUGACGCAUUUCUGGAAAAGGGUUUUAUUUAUAGUCGUGUGUUUGGUCUCAUUUGUUUAUGCAAUACCACUACUUUUCACUGCUGGAGUCGUUAGGAGCAAUAUUUCUUACAUGAGUCACAAUGUGACAACAGAAGUGUGUAAAUUUUCCAGCGAACAGUCACUCUUAAUGACCAUUUAUACUGCUCUCUUGUUCCUGGUAAUGGUGGCAAAUAUUGUAUUUACUGCUGGACUCUAUGUUCCUGUUUUAAAGCAGGUAAGAAUUUCAUUCCGGUCCAGAACGGUCAAAUACGAAAUUCACAGAGAUAGCCAUGCAGCUCCAACGACCGAAACCUCGCAAGCCACCCGGACAUCUGAUAUAGAAACUUAUGAUAUUGAUAAGCCAAGUCAUUCUAUUGAUCUACAGGCAGCAGAAGCAAAAGUUGAAAUACCAAACUCGCCAAAGAAAGUUAGAUUCGAAAAUUCUAACGAAUAUACAGAAGCUGCGGAAGACCAUGAUAAUGAUGAACGUAUAACUUCAUGUGAUACUGUUGGUACUUCUCCUGAUAAUGCUUCAAAUCCACAAAAACCUGCCAAAACGGACAGAAGAGGAAAUUCAAGAAUCAAAUCCGCACAAAAACGGGUUUCGAUUAUGUUUUUCUACCUAAUUUUGGCGUAUGUGCUGUCUUAUAUACCCCCACUCAUCAUUCUUAUUCUAAUAUACACGUUAGAUGGCUUUGCGUUUGAAACCAGAGAUAGGACAGAGAUGGCAAUUUGGUUCUAUCUGACACGACUGGUCUUUCUGAAUCACAUUGUCAAUCCUUUUGUUUACGGCUAUUUUGAUACCAAGUUCAAAAGGCAGCUGCGUAAAUUUUUUCUAAGAAAGACAUGA